CAAUGCAUCGUUCUGUUCCGUUUGCAAUUUCGUCGCUAAAUAUAAUAAAAUGUAACUUUAAGGCAUUUUCUUGCUAAAGCGGUGUAAAAGGCGGAUUUUACAUGAACUUGUGAAAAAGGUCAGAGCGUAACCAUGCUGAAGUGGUUUUCUGGAGAAGAGGGAGAGCCUGGAUCUGGAGGUCCAGGCUCUCCCCACGGAGCUGCUGGAGGUGAAACGGUUGCCGUAGAAGAAAUGGCAGAGAGGUUGACCCAAACUGAGCAGCUUGUCUCUCAGCUGAAGGAAAUGAUCCGGGAGAAGGACUCAGCCCUUCGCUCCAAAGAUGACCAGCUGAAGGUGGAGAAGGAAGCAUGUGAGGCCAAACUGUCAAAACUUCGUCUCCAAAACAAGGCCAAAGUAACGUCUCUGACAACGCAGCUGGAGGAGCUGAAGAAGCGGCACGGAGACCCCGGCACACCAACACACGGCAAGAAGGGUUCAUCAGAAGGAGAUCAAGCCAGCCGGGGAAAGAUUGUGCUGCUGAAGAGGAAAGUGGAAGAGCUAGAACAGCAGCUGGCACAAAGAGACGAGGAACUGGAAAACAAAAGACGAGAGUUGGAGUCUCAGCUGCAGCGAGGCGAGGAAAUGGACGCUAUGCUGACCGAGAAGGACAAGAGACUGACAGAAAAAGAGGCUUACAUCGUCCACUUGCAGAUGGGUUUGGCAGGAGGUCAACCCAUCACACCUGCACCACACCUGCAGGUGGAACUGGACGGUGGAGCGAAGGAGGAGCUGCAGCUGCUGGUGCAGAGCCUGACCAAGAAGGUGGGAGAAGCAGAGGAGCGCUACAGUUUGCUGCAGGAGGAGACCGACAGCCUCAAAGAGCUGCUGGCCUCGGAGAAGGCGCAGUACAGCCAGAAGGAGAGCAUGUUCAAGCAGAAUAUCCAGACAUUUAAAGAUAUCAUAAUACAGAAAGAUAAUCAACUGAUGGAGAUCAGUAAGAUGCAUGAACAGGAGCUCUUCAAGCUAGCAGCCAAGUCUGAUGCUAGUGCCGACCUGGAGCAGCUUUUAAAGGCGCUGAAGCAGAAGCUUCAUGAGAAGGAGGAGGUGCUGCUUGGUAAAACCCAGGUCAUUGAUGUUCUCCAAGGAGAGGUGGAUGGCAGGGACCAGCAGAUAAAGGAGCUCACAGAGCGGCUGCGUCGACUACAAGUAGAACGAGAGAGCCUGGAAUCCAAGAUGGAGGCAGAGAAGCAUGUGAUGCGAGCACAGCUUCGUGACCUGAUGGAGAAGCAACAGGUGGAGGUGCAACGGAUGACUGAGCAGCAUCAAGCACAGAUGGACCAAAUCCAGCAGGACCUGCUGGGGCAGCUGGAGGAGCUCAGGAGAGCCUCAUUAACAGCACCGCCUGCCAGUCAGGAGGCCUCAGGAAGUGGAAACCUGCCCACUGAUUCAGCCUCCAUCCAGAGGAUAGCGGAGCUGGAAGCUCAAGCAAAGCAAAAAACAGAAGAAGCCAGCAGAUCCGAGGCCAAGUUCCUCAAAAUGAAAGCUUGGUCUAAAUCUCGAAUCAGACAGCUGGAAGACGAGUUAAAGAAAAGCCAGGCUGGAGCUGCCCCUCCAGACCUGAUGGCCCUGCGGAGUCAAAUCACGGCCCUGGAGGAGGAGCGGGAGGAAAACCAAUGGAGGGUGGAGCAGUAUCAAGAGCUUAAAGCAAAAAACGAAAUGCUGGAGGCUAAGCUGGUUUUGUAUGAGGAGCAACAAAGAACAUUACAGGCAGACCUGGAGCAGUUCACCAAGAGGGCUGCUUCUCAGGCCAGCGAGUCGGGCAGCGCUGAUGAUACUCAGAGUCAGGUGCUGGAGUGGCAGGAGAUGGUUGCCGAGGCGGUCAGCGCUAGGGACCGAGCCAGGGAGGAGAAGGCUGCCAUGGCCCUUCGCAUCAGCCACAUGGAGGAGGAAAGAGAGGCUCUGGCCACUCGGCAGCAGGAGUUGGAGGACGAGUUGGCUCAAGCUCGGGGGCUCGGCCACCACAGAGCCAAGAAGCUGGCGGCUCCGGCCCAGCGAAGCCUGCAGGAGGAUUUUGAGUUUGAUGGACAGGCCCCCUUCCAGGACCCUCGGAGUGCCUCGGAGAGCACCACCCCGAUGGAGGGAGAGAACAUGGGAGACGGUUUGCGGUCCGUCGUGGAGGAACUGGAGCUGGAGCGGAACCAGCUGCAGGAGCAGAUCCUGAGCCUGGAGGAGCGCUGCCAAGACCUGGAGGACCGACUGCAGCUGCAGGCCCGGAUAGAGGCGUUACAGAACGAGAGUGAGAGACUGCAGAGCCAACUUGCCAGUGUUCGAAGUCAACAGGGCAGAGAUGCUGAAAAGCAUCAGCUGCUGGUGAACAGCCUCAACGAGAAGCUGAAAGGGCUGAGUGAAACACAAGAGUGCCUGGAAAGUUCCCUCAUUGAGAAGGAGAACACGUUGGCCAAGACGUCGGAGAAACUCGAGCUCAUCAGCAGCCUCAGAGAAUCGCUGAGUGAAAAAGAAAUGCAGUACAAAGAGCUGUUGGACAGGCUCCUUCAGGCUGAGCACAGUCUGGAGAACAUGGCCAUGAAGUGCAGCGGCUCAGAGAAACAGUGCUCCGAACUGAAAACAGAAGCUGCUGACCUCACGCAGAAGCUGAGUCUGCUAAAGGAAAAGGCACAAAAACAAGAAGUUACCAUAGAAACGCUGCAAACAGAGCUUGAUCAGACAAACGAGGACCUGGACAAGCUGAACACCACCCACCUGGAGGAGCGAGCCCAGCUCAUCCAUGACCUUCAGAGCUGCGAGCGGGAAAUCGAUAGUCUGAAAGAUAUUCUAUCUGAAAAGGACAAGGAGAUGUCGAGCCUGGCCGCUAACAUGGCUGAGUACGCAGAGCAGCUCACGAUUCUGAAGCAGGAGAUAAAAGUCAAAGAGGAGAGCCUGGUCCAGGUAGAAAAGGCUCUGAGUAAGGCAGAGCGGGAGGCCAUGGUUAUCAGAGACUCGCAGAGUUCAGACCAACAAACCCUGAACAGCAAGAUCACCGAGCUGGUCGGCAAACUGAAAGACACCGAGGUGGAACUGGUGAACGUCAAAGAGGAAAGGGAGUCGAAAGUGGCCGAGGUGGAACACCUAAUAAAGCAGACUGAGGAGGAUAAGAGAACCAUCCAGGAGCUUCGAGGGGAGAUCCAGAAACAGAUUGUGAGCCACCGUAAUCAUCUUUCUGAAUGUGAAAUACACAUCUCGUCUCUAAAGGAGCAGGUGACCUCAUCUGCCCAGAAGCUUCAGGAGUCAGAGGAGCUUGUUUCACAUCUCAAAGACAGAAAUGCAAGCAAUGAGAAGCUGCAGCAGGAGCUCAGGGAGAAAGAACAGUUACGUGAAAAUGAGCUUAAAUCCUUCAAAGAAGAACAAAACGAACUUCUGGCUCAGGUGGAGAAAUAUAACAACCAAGUUCAGACAUUGUCCAAACAGUUAGAGAAGCAGAUGGAGAGCGAGGAGAACGUCAGAAAGACGAUGCAGGAGAAACUGGAAACUUUAGCAUCACUGGAAGACAAGCUAAAAGCAGCUGAUAAGCAGGCAGAGGACGAGAGGCACAAGUUCAACAUGGAGUUACAAGUCAGGGAUUCAGAAACCCAGAAACUGAGCAAAGAACUAAAGAACAAGUCUGAGAAUUUCUCCAAACUCAAGAGCCUUUUAAAAAGCACGAAGACUGAAAAACAACAACUGGAGGAGAAUCUCAAAGGGCUGAACGAGGAGCUCGACCUGCAGAAGCAGCAAACCAGAGAGCUCAACGAAAAGGUUGCAUCUGCUCUUGAACUUAACAGCAGUCUGCAGAAUCAAGUGCAGCAACUCACAGAGCAGAAAGAGAGACUCGAAGUGGAAGUAACCCAGCGAACAGAAACCAUUUCAGAGGUAACGGCUGAGCUGGGCUCUUUACAAGCAAAAAUUGCUGCUUUGGAAACACAGCAUUCAGAAAACAAGAAAAUCAUCCAACAGCUGCACGGAGAAAAGGAGGAACUCACUGUCCGAACCAGCGAGUUAAAUCAAGUCUUUGAGCAGAGCACGCACUCAAACUCUGAGAUUUUGUUGGCAAAAACAAACGAAUGUAGUCAUCUCAACCAGUUGCUCAGAGAGAGGGAGGAGGAGGUCGCUCAGCUGCGAGAAUAUGUGCAGAGUUUAACCUCCAAGGUGGAGCAGCUGCAGCUCGACGUGGCAGAAAAGGAGCAAGCUACCUCCGGCCUUCUGACUGAAAAAGAAGUCAAACAAAAAGAGCAAACACAACUGGAGGAAACGUUGUCUCUGCUUCGAGAACAAGAAUCCAGUUUGAAGGCUGGGUUGAUGGAGAAGGAUGCGCUGUUGAACCAGAAGCACGAAGAGUACCAAAGUCUGCAGAAUGAAAUCACCGCUCAGAAAAAUACCACAUCCAAGCUACGAGCAGAGGCUGAAUCGCUCCACGAGGAACGCUCACAUCUCCAGCAACGACUUGAAGAGAGAGAAGAAAUGUUAAAAAAGACGACACAGCAGAGUCAAAUGUGCAAAGAUGAGCUGAAUGAAAGAAAUGAGGCGGUUAAGUCUCUGAGCGACCAAAUCAGAGUGUUAGAGGAAAACAGCAGAAAGUUUGAGUCUGAGGCUGCAGUGAUGAAAUCAGAGCUGGCCGAGCUUCACGCUACCUGCGAGUCCAGGGAAAAACAGCUUACUCAGCAGCUGCAGGCUGUUUCUGACCUGAACUCGCAGCUUGCAGCUGCUGUUGAGCAGAAUUCCAGUUUGAGCGAGCAGAUCAGCAGCCUGACAGAAGACAAUCAAAGAUUACAAGAAGAGCUCGCAAAGAAGGUUAAAUCUGUUUCUGAACUGAUGACUGAGAAGAGUUUACUCCAAGAAAUAACUUCCAGACUUGAAAUUCAAAUCUCAGACAAUCAGAAAAUGAUGGAUGACUUGUUGAGGGAAAAGGAAGAGCUUACUCUGACAGCAGAGGAGCUAAAAAAGAUCCUGAAGGAAAGCGAACAGUCAAGCUCUGCAGGUCUGCUCGAGAAAACCAACCAAUGUGCUCAUCUGUCAAAAGCACUGAGGGGCAAAGAGGAACAGCUCCAGAGUUUACAAGAGCAAAUCAGUGAACUCAACACAUCCCUACAUGACAAAGAGAAAGUGGUGGAGGCUCAGCAGAACCAGCUGAUGCAACUUCAGGACACCAUAUCGAUGCUUCAGGAGCAGGGAUCUGUUCUGAAGUCGGGGCUGAUGGAGAAAGAUGUGAUGUUUCAGCAGAAAGCAGAUGAAGCUGAGCAGCAGAAAGACCUUGUCUCAAAGAUGCAGGGAGAGAUAGAGUCACUCAGGCAACAGUGCUUAGGCGCAAAACAACAGAUAGAGGAAAAAGAAGAGGCUUUAAGAGGGAUAAUGAAUGAAUUUCAGAACCAGAAAGAUGAGCUGAACAAACGAAAUGAAUCUGUGAUUUCACUUAGCGGUCAGCUUGGGGCCAUGAAUGAGAACGCUGCCAAGAUGGAAGCGGAGAUUACCAACCUAAAGGAGUCUGUGCAAAAACUCUCUGCAGAAAAUCAUUGGCUGAUGCAGGAGGAGGGCCAGAGGAAGGCAGACAUCAUCGAUUUCAAAGACAAUAUUCAAGCACUCAAUGAGCAGAAUACCAGGAUCAAAUCUGAGCUUCAGAAAACGUUAACUGAGCUAUCUGAAGCACAUGAGCUCAUCACCAAUCUCAGAGCAGAAGCCCGUGAGAAGGAGAGGCUGAACUUGUCUGUGCAGGGAAAAGACGAUGCCCUGAAGCAGCAGGAGACGCUGAUCCAGCAGCUAAACAUUACUGUUUCAGAGCAGAAGGAGCAGCUGGAGCAGAGAGCGGAGGACACUCUCGCUUUACAAGGACGAGUUUCAGAGCUUGAAGGCCAAGUUGACAGCCUUACUGCAGAGUUGUGCAUCCUGAAAAACACUUUGGAUAAAAGCAAACAGUCGAGCCUUGAAUAUCAAGCUCAGUCUUCUGCCACUGUUGAAAGUCUCAGCUCACAUCUGCAAGCCAAAGAGGCAGAGUGCGAAAGUUUAAAAGAACAGAUUUCACACCUUAAAGAAUCUGUCACAAAGCUCAGCGACUCCCUCCAAGUACAAAAAAGUGAAGCGCAAAGUCUCAGAAAAGUCUUGGAAGAUAAAGAAGCGGCACUUCUGGAGCGAUCAAAGUCUCUCGAGGACGUUCAGAGACAAGCAGACGAGGCUUCGCUGUUCAAAACUCAGUUCAUGGAAAGCACAGAGUUGGUGACGCAGCUGCAGAGUCAAAUUCAGCUACUCUGCACUCAGUCAGAAAACCUCAAGAAGUCUGAAGAUGAAACACAAAGUGCCUUCAACAACCUGCAGGAGAAAUAUGCUGCAAACUUAGAGGAAUUACAAGAUGUGAGAAGCCAGCUCUCUGAAAGGACAGAGCAGGUGUCCACCCUUCAAACACUGUUGGAUGAGUCCCAAAAGGAAGAGCAAACACUAAGAAAGGAUAAGGAGUUAUCAGAAGCCCUGAACUGUCGUCUGUCACAGGAGAAGGACGAAGCUUUUGCAUCUCACCAAGCAAGCGUGUCUCUGCUGACUGUUGAAAUAGAAAGACUCAAAUCACAACAUCUUCAGGUUGCUACACAAAUGAACGCACUGACUGAAAACCUGGAGCAGAGAGAAAUGGCUCUGCAUGCAAUAAACAGUCAGUACACAGCUCAGGCCAAACACACAACCCAGCUGGUUUCAGAAAUCAAGAAACUUGAGGAACAAAACAAGCGGCUAAACGAGGAGAUUCGCUCUUCGAAGGAAGAGGUCGGUAAUGAAAAUGCACAUUUGCAGGGAGAAGUCAGGAAGCUUGUUGCAGAGAAGGAAGAGCUGGAGAGGAGGUAUUGUGACGUCCAGACAUCGCAGGAGGAGCUGCAGGCUCAGAUGGAGCAGAGGUCCAGCAGCAUAAAGGAAAUGAUGGAGAAAAUGGAGUCCGAGAAGCAGAACCUUCAAGCAGAGGUUAGUGCCAAAGACGAAGAAAUUUCUCGAUUAAAAGAAAACGUUCAAAAGAUAGAACAAAUUCUGCAGGAUUCUGAGAGAGAGUGGCUGUUAGUGCUGGAUAGAGAGAAGCAGCAUAAGAAUCUACUUUCAGAACAGUUAAGAAGUGUUGAAAAUGAAAUGAAAACUAAAGAUGUUAAAGUUAAUGCUUUGAAACAGGACUUGGACAGUUUGCAGGAGAAACUAGCCGAUGCUUCGGCUGCAGUUAGACAGGGCUCCGAUCAGCUGAGCGCAAAAGAGUUGGAGGCAUCAACGUCCAGAAUUCAACUGGAGAAGGUUUUAGCAGCUAUACUAGAAAAGGAGGAGGAGAGCCGGAGCUUACAGGAGGCUCUGAAGGCUGCAGAAGAUGAGCUUCUGAGUCUUGUAAUGAGAGAAAAUGGCAGCCACAGCGAUUCCUCUGCACCUCAGAGGUCUGCUGCUUUAAACACGGAAAAGUCAAAUUUGCGGGACAUGAUAAGACAGCUGCAAGAAAGUCAUCAGGCUGAGGUUCGAGUGUUAAAAGGUGAGUUGGAUAGACAUGUUGCACAGCUGCAGGAGAACCUUAACGAAGGAGAAAGGAGCAAUGAGAAGAGUCAACAGAUCACUCGUUUGCUAGAGACUGUAGAGACUUUACAGACCCGGCUUAACGCAGCAGAGGAGAAAGUAAAAGAGGCUUCUGUUGGCUGCACGUCUUCACACAGUGAGCUGAAAGCAAAAGAAGAACAAAUCGGCUGUAUGAGCAUUCAGAUCAGUCAGCAGAAGGAGUUGCUUGCUGCACUUAGUCAGCAGUUAAAGGAUAAAGAUGCAUCCAUCGCACAGGUCAUAGAGUCAGCCUCAAGCGAGAGGAUGAAGCUUGAUGAGGAAAAGGGUUCUUUGUUAACACAGUUAGAAAACAUGGAACAAGCGCAGCAAACCACCACCAAGAGGCUCGGAGAGAUUUCUCAGCAGUUAGAAGAACAAAUGUUGCUCUCUCAGAGUGAAAUGGAGAGGAAGAAUUCAGAGAAUCUUCAGCUGCUUAAAGAAAAGGCCGAUCUGCAGAGUGAGCUCGCUAAGGCGUCAAAAGAAAAAGAAGCAAUGAAGAAGAAGCUCCAAGCCGCUCUCCUUGUGAGGAAAGACUUGACGAAGAGAGUAGAAGAGUAUGAAAAGCAAAGAGAUGAGAGCCUGAACAAUGCUGAGCAGUCUCAAGCUACUGUACAAAGAUACCAAGAAAGGGUUUCCCUUCUUGAAAAGGAGAUUCUUCAGAAGAAUGGAGAGAUACUCGAAGCCAAAGCUGAAAGAGAAAGAGUCGUGGAACAGUUAGAAACGCUGAGAAGCACAUUAAAUGAGAAAGAAGCCUGUUUAUGGGAGAAGGACUCCGUCAUAGAGCAGCUGCAGCAGAGAUUAGAAGAGCUUCAAAGUGAAAACCAGACGUGUAAAGCCGAGCUAGAAGACAAAUCUUCCUCCACGGCGAGUUCUGUCGAUUUAGAAAAUGAGCUCGCGCAGGUGAAGCUAGAGAAAGCGACGUUGCAGAAGAAGGCACAGGCUGCAUUGCUGGCUCGCAAAGAGAUGAUGAAGAAAGCUCAAGAAAAUGAGAAGAAACUGAGUCAGGAGCUGGCAGAGCUGAAAGACGACUACAAGGCCCUGCUGGAGCAACGCUGUCAGCAGACCAACGAGCUCAACGCCGUCCAGCUGACUCUUGACCAGAAGGUCAGGGAGCUGGAGAACCUCCAUAAAACUUCUUUGUCUCAUCUGGAUGAAUUAAACACUUUAAGACAUCUUGUUGGGGAGAGGGAUAAAACUCUACAAGAUUUAAAGAUGUCUUUGGCUGAGAAAGAAAGUCAGUGCCAUUCGCUGUCAAACAUGCAAACAGAGCUAGAAAAUGUUAAGUCCAUGAUGGAAAGUGUUUCUUCUGAAACCGUGAGUAAAGACGAGGCUCUCAGAGAGAUGCACCAACGAGAGGAUGCUCUGAAAUCUGAACUACACUCGGCACAGAAGGAGUUGGAGAUGGCUCAUGCAGAGCUGGAGCAGAAAACAGAUGAGAUGGUGAAAUGUCAGGAAACCAUCCGGCUGGCCGAUCGGGAGCUCCAGGCAUCAUGUGAGAAAAACAGCGCUUUAGAGGCCCAGUUGGACAUCUGUCAGUCUGAAGUGGAGCAAGAAAAACUUGCAAAUGAGAAAAAGAAUCAAAUUUUAACAGCCGAGAAGGAGGCGUUUGUGGAGCAAAUGAAUUUGUUAAAGCUGGAACUUGAGUCGGCAAUCGAUUCAGUUUCUCAGAAAUCUUUUGAAAAUUCAACCAUCCAGAGGAUGUUUGCGGAAACGCAGCAGCAGCUCGGUGAGGAGUUGGAAAAGGCACAGCUGCGUUAUACUGAGACACAAAGGGAACUGGACUCACUAAAGAGGGUUAAAGAAAACUCUGAACUCAGAGAUGAGGUAGCGGCCCCGAACCAGCCACAUAAACAUCUGCAUGAAGACAAACACCAGGAUGACGUCUGUAACUCCUGCAAACAUGCUGAAAACAUUAUGGUGAAGCUGAAGGAGAGAGACGAUGCUCUGUCAGGUUUUCAGGCUCAAGUUUCAGAAAAAGAAGCACUAAUUGCUGCACUGGAGCUGCAGCUACAGCAGCAAAUUAAAAUGCAUGAAGUUACUCUGGAAAAUAUGAAAGCAGAAGCUGAGGGGCUCCAGAAAUCUCAAGAGGAUGGAAGCAGAACGAAUGAUCAGGACAGCAAAAGCAAAGUGGCUCUUCUAACCAAGAAGCUUCAGGCAGCUUUAGUUUCCAGGAAACAGCUCCUGAAAGAAAACUCUACACUCAGGGAAGAAGUAGAAAAUCUGUCUGCAAGGCGAGACGCAAAAGAAGCAGAGUGUUCAGAUCUGGGAUCAUCUGUGCUGAAGCUAAAGGAACAAAACGUAGAGCUGGAAAGAUCAUCAUCAUCCGCCAGCAAAGAGCGAGACCAACUCAGCAGUGAGAUAGAAUGCGUCCUCGGUGAGAACCGCAGUCUUUCUGCAGCCUGCGACAGCCUGAAACUCACCAUCGAAAACAUCACUCAGCAAAAACAAGCCUUUUCAUGCCAGCUCGAGUCUCUAAAAGACUCUCAGACGGAGGAGCUGACCAGGUGGAAGUCGAAGCAUGUGGAGCUGAAACAAGAGUAUGAGUCUCUGCUGCAAGCGUAUGAAAAUGUCAGCAGUGAAAUGGACAAGAUGAGGCAGCUCUUAGAAGGAGCCAAGAGGGACAGGCAGGACGCCCUCAGAAAACUGCACAGCCGCGAGGCCGAAGUGGUGGAUCUGGAGAAGCAAGCCAGAGAGGCGGAGGAAGAAAAUGGCAGGCUUAAAGAGAGGAUGCACAAGUUUACCAAAGAGAAGCGGCAGAAGAUGGAGGAGCUAGAGGAUGAAAAUCAGAGGAUAAAGAAAGAGCUGAUGGAGCUCAGCGGGAACCACAACAGGUAUCUGAGCGAGCUGAGAGACAAAAACCAGCAACUGGAAGCAGAAAUGUGCCAACUCCGAGAGUCCUCAGAGGAUCUCAGAGGGAGACUUGCUGUGAUUCAGGCUGAAAAUGGCCAACUGGCACAAAAACUGGAAGCGACGAGCCGUUCCCUGGAAGAGAGGAGCUUGGAAUCAAACACAUAUGCAAACAAUAUGCAACUUAAACUUGACGAAUCACUUAGUUUAAAUAAUUCGCUGACAGCUCAGAUUGAGGCCCAGAAAACAGAACUCGGUGCCCAGCUGGAAAUCGGCGACUUGUUACAAAAGGAGAAGCAAAAUCUGUCAGAAAGAAUAGAAAACAUACAGAAUGAUCACGAGGUGCAGCUGGGAAAGAAAGACGAUGCCAUCAAAGAGCUUAAAGACAUCAUCAACAAGCACAGCCAGGAGACGGUGAGUCUGAACGAGAAGGUGAGGAUCCUGGAGGACGAUAAGACGCUUCUGCAGGAGGAGCUUGAAAACGCUCAAGAGAUCUCUGACAAAGUGAAAAAUGAAAACGAAUAUUUAGAAACCGUCAUCCUGAAGAAUUCCGAGCGGAUCGACGAGCUGACGGAGUCCAUCAACGCUCUGCAGGCGCAGAACACGCAGCUGUCCGCUCAGCUUCGAGCCAGUACCGACACAACCGAUCGAGUCCGGCGAGAAAAGGAGCAGGAGCAGCUCAAGCUGGUCCGAGAGUUCGAGGAGAAACUCAAGAACGUUCAGAGAGGAAGCGAGGGGUCCAAAAAUGUGCGGAGAGAGCUGCAGGAGCUGCUCAAGGAAAAGCACCAGGAGAUAAAUCAGCUGCAACAAAACUGUAUCAGAUACCAGGAAGUGAUUUUAGAUUUGGAGAGCUCUUCAAAGGGCUUACAGUCAGCCUGUGAACAGCUGGAGAAAGAUCUGAAGACGAGCUCAGAGAAGAUAUCAACAUUAGAGGAAAGAAGUAAAGAAGUUGAGGCUGAGUUAACUGGACAAAGGAAACUCCUGCAGGAGGCUGAAGAAAAGAUGGUGAUGGUCGAAUCUGAAAGAGACCAGCUGGCUGCAGAAGUAUCCCAACAUAAACACUCUGAGACCACAGACGGACGAAAACCAGCAGAAAAUCCUGAUCAAACACAGCUAGAUUCUUAUUUUAAAAGUCAGUUUGUGUUACAGCAACAAAUAGACGAGCUGAAGAAUCUAAAAGACAAAGAGAGUCAGAGAGUUGAUGAGCUGAUGCAGCAGCUGGACCACCAGGAUCUACAGAUAAACACCCUGAAAAGAGCUGCUGAAAGCAACAAAACCAAGCUGUCUGCUUUAUCUGCUGCUCCUGAAGGAGCCGACGCCAGCAAACUCUGGAACGAUUUGUACCAAAAGAGUUUGCACGAGAAGGACAACCAGCUCCUGGAACAAGGGUUCAUGAUCACGAGGUUCCUGGAAGACAUGAGGAGAAAAGAUAAAGAGGUGAACGAACUACGAGUCACAAAAUCGCGUCUGGAGAGAACUCUGAACGAGUACUCGGUAGCUGCCGCCGCCCAGCAGAGGCAGCUGUUCGUCAUGGGCGCCACCAAUGCCGAGCUGAGCGAGACGGCCGAGCUCAUGACCGCGCAGGUAAAGGAACUCGCUGCUCAGGUGGACAGAAAAGAGCAAGAGAAAAAUGCACUGAACCACCAGCUCGCCAACAAAGAAGACGCCGUUUCCGAACUGCAGCUUCACCUGCAGCAGAUGGAGAAGAUAAAUGCCGACACAGACGCUCAGCUGCGCCUCUUACAAACCCGAUAUGACCGGGUUCAGGCUGACUUCGAGAAGCAGGAGGGCAUCUCUCUGCAGCUGAAAACACUCCUUCAGAACAAAGACGCAGAGAUUUCCUCGCUGCUGUCCUGCAGGGACGGACAGAUGUCCGGGUAUCUGGAGCAGCUCCAGGCUAAUCAUCGCAGCCAGGUUUCAGUUUACGAGGACAGGCUGACGUCUUUACGCUACCAAAGGGACAAGGCUGACACAGAGCUGAGAACGCUGGAGGCCAAACUCAAAAGUCUGCAAAUCCAAGUCAACAGAUCUGUCCAGGAAAAGGAGCAGACGGCAGCGAAGAUAGAGUCUUUCAAAAACUCGAUGGUGUCUUUGCAGAGCGAGCGGGAGCGGCUCAUAUCAGAAUACAGAAUACUGGAAGUAAAGAGCCAGUUAAGUUUGAAGGGUAAAGAGGGUUCUCCUGAUGGGGAGACUGGUGCAAACAAAGGCCUUAAACACGAAAUAAGGAAGUUGCUGCAUCAAAUGGACGAUCUGAACUCUGAGAACGCCAUGCUGAGGGCUCAGCUGGUUCGCUACAGAGAGGAUUUAAAUCAGGUUUUAUCUCUCAAAGACAACCAACUGAAGGUUCUGCUCAGGAAGCAACAAGAUGUGAUCAAAAACCUGGAAAACCAGAAGGCUGCAGCUGAGAAGCAGCACAGAGAGUCUCAGCUGGAACUCCAAAGAGAAGAAGAAACAAGUAAUGCCUUAGAAACCCAGAAUUCAAAACUGAAAGCUCAAGUAUCAAAGCUGGAAGCUGAAAUAUUGAUACUGAACGAGAAAAGAGCUGCAACGAGUGAAGGCAGAGUGAUCGCCGACCUGCAGGAAGCCGUGGCGGCCAAGGCGGCCGAAUGCAACGACCUGCAGCAAAAACUUCUUUCCCACAAAAUCUUGGCCAACGAGCUGAAGGACGAAAUGCAGCAGCUGGGAAAUGAAAGGGAUAAAAAACUCGCCGAAGCGGAGGACGGAUACAACAGGGAGCUGAAGAAGUUUGAGCGUGAGGUGGAGCUCAUGAGAAACGAGCGAGAGACAGCGGAUCGGAGGGUGGCCGAGCUCGCCAAAGAGCUCCUGGAUUUGGAGCAGCAGCUGUCGGUGGCAAAAUUACAAAACAAAGAGAUGAAGGCCCAGAACGAGUCUCUGUGCAAAGCUAUGGCCGCCCUGCAGAACGACCGAGACCAGCUCAUCCAGGACUUUAAGGUCCUCAGGAACAGGUACGAUGAAGAACUUAGAGAGACUCGGACAGCCUUGAACAAGACUGAGCGCAGUCUGCAGGAUGCCUCCUCAGACUCAGCCAUGUUCGCCAAAGAGCGGGACAUUCUCGUCCAUAGACUGAAAGCUGUGGAGAGCAAAGACGUGCACGCAGAGCUGAACACGUUGUUGGAUGAGGUGUCAAAGGCCCUGACGGAGAAGGAAAGAGAGCUGAAGCAGGUGGUUGGAGAAAAGAACAGCUGCAGCAGGCAGCUGUCGGCGUUCUCCAGAUCCAUGGCCAGCCUGCAAAACGAUCGCGACAGGCUGAUGGAGGAGCUGGCGGGGACCAAACGAGCCGUCCAAUCCAGGCAGGGGUCCAGCCUGGAAAGCGUUUUUACCACUGAAAAGGGAGGAGGUGUCCUGGAGAGUCAGGAAGACGGGCUGGUGAGGAGGCUGAAGGCUGAAGAACUACAACACAAAGAAGUCAACAGCUACCAAGAAGAAGCUCCAGAGACCGGGUCUGAAGUUGAGAAGAAGGAACCUCCUCCAGUUAAGCAGGAAACUUCGGCAGCACAGAGCGGACUAGAGGAGACGGUGAGUCGGAUGGAGGCAGAGAGGAUGCAGCUUCAUCGAGACCUGCAGCGCUGCAUUUAUGAGAUCCAGCAGCGGGACCAGUACCUCCAGCAGAUCAACACCAAGCUGCAGCAGGCGGUGGAGGAGAGAGGUUCUGUUGCAGCCCAGCUGAGGGCCGUUUCCCAAACCCUGAGGGACACCCAGAACCGCUGCCACUGGCUGGAAAGCCAAAUCCAAGGCCAAGCACAGGGUGCAGUAUUUACUGAAGUUGCACCGGGAGCUCCGCAGGAGAGGAGCAACGACUCCAUGAUCCCUGAAACUGCUGAAGCCAGUCAGCUCAGAGAAAGGCUGCUGGAGAUGGAGCUGAGUUUGGCCGAAGAGAGAGCCAGAAGAGAGACGACUGAAGAGGCCCUGCGUCUCGCCGAAGACCGAGCAAAGAGCGUCAGUUCCGGCCUGUCCAGAGACGCUCAGAGGGACUUCAGCAUCGAGAUGGAAACAGAAGAGGAGUGGGAAGCUCUCAGUCUCAACCCAAACCAGCCUCUGAUAACACGGAAGGUGAAAGGCGGCGUGGUGGCGUGCCGGCGCUGGCUGCGAGGCCGCAGCCUCUACUUCUCCAGACUGCUGACGGGUCGCGCCCGCUCGCGGUACUUCUUCCUGGCGUAUCUGCUAACGCUGCACGUGCUCGUCCUCAUGUGCCUCGCUGGUGCUUUGUAGGGAAGUCGCUCAGCGUGCCCGACGGCUGAAACUCAGAGGUUUUAUUUGUUUUGUUUGUUUCUCAGCAGGCAGGGUAAAACACUAAAACAUCUGUCAGGACAGACGGUUUUAUUUCCACAUGCACACGUUCUGCAAGAUGAGACACAAACACGGUGCUUUCAUUUUAGUUCGCACAACCAUCGAGGAAGAAGCAGACUUCAUGUUCUCUGCAUUUUCUCCUCGUUGUGGGUAAAGCGAGUCUUAAAGCAUCUUCCUCCCCUUGUUCGUCGUGUUUGCUGUUUGCAGGCUCUGUUAACACCACCUCUCCGUCUCUGUUAACACCACCUCUCCGUCUCUGUCGCCUUCCUCAGCUGUCAAACCCAAAACACAAACAUUCACACCAGCUGCUGCUUUAUUUGCCUGCCUGAUGAUCGGAAGUUGCACAUAAUCGUAAUGCUGAGUUAAAACUAUGCACUGAAACUCGGAGUGUGUGUUAAACCAUCCGAUGUGAAGCACUACACCUCUCCCGCCCUGCGCCCUUUAAACUGGAAGCCAGAGCCGUCUGACUCUGGCUCUCUCUCUCCGGUAACUUGGGAAACGAUGGUAGUGAAACAAGUUUAAAGUUAACUCCUGUAUCAAUGUGUGCCAUGAAAUGAAAGUACAUACUGUGUGUAUUUAAGAUUUUUCCUGUAUUUAAUAAUCUGGAGAGUUUGCUGUACAGUAGGUGUGUAUAUUUGCUUUUCAUAUCUUCUCUGGCUGAUGUUUGACUGUAUGUUAGUUUCAUAAAACAAGAUCAGGUAACAAGCCAGAGUUUUUCUUUUUAAUUUAAAGAUAUUAAUAAUAAUAAAGACAGAUUCUUCCUGGCUUGUUAACUCGUCUGGUUUUAUGGAAAGGACGAUGAUGUGAUCUGUACAUGAAGGUGUGAUUCCUGAGCGAAGCGAUGAUCCAAAUCUAUUUAUAAAAGAAAGAAACUACUGAAAAAUGUCCACGUGACAUAUUUUGUCUACUGCCUCUGUUUUUAAGAGUUAGCGACGCCGUCGACGACGUGAAGCUGAACUUUGUGCAAUACUGAGUCAGAGGUCACCGUUUACCAUCUCCAUCACUAGUUAAUAAAUUCUAUUGUAAACUUU
Molecule: messenger RNA, 15734 nt
Organism: Melanotaenia boesemani (Boeseman's rainbowfish)
Lineage: Eukaryota; Metazoa; Chordata; Actinopteri; Atheriniformes; Melanotaeniidae
Product: golgin subfamily B member 1-like
Exons: 29
Coding region: 133-14625 (4830 amino acids)
Cellular component (GO): Golgi apparatus
Source: RefSeq, a predicted model, not a curated record